Telopea speciosissima is the source of this 1904-nucleotide messenger RNA. RefSeq lists its product as uncharacterized. The coding region runs from base 134 to 1555 and encodes 473 amino acids. The record is from RefSeq and is a predicted model, not a curated record. The transcript has 14 exons. Lineage: Eukaryota; Viridiplantae; Streptophyta; Magnoliopsida; Proteales; Proteaceae.
CAUAGUCUGAACUGAGUUUUAAUUGGUAGCGUGAGGGAGGGGUUUUCUGGUUUCUAGUUUCGAAUCUCUGCUUCUUUUUCCCUUUUCUCUUUUAUUGAUUUGAUUCGUGAAAAGGGGUUAUUUGAGAGGGGUUAUGCUUCGAAGGAAAGUGAUGAACUGGAGGAGAGUUGCAAAAUCUGCUCAGGCCCUCGCGGCCCAUGGCUUACUUCUUUGUUUCACAGUUUUGCUCGUGCUAAAGCUUGAUCAUGUCGGCUAUUACUCUUGGUGGAUCAUCUUCUCCCCACUUUGGCUAUUUCAUGCGGUUGUCGCAAGAGGCAGAUUCUCAUUACCUGCUCCAUCAUUACCCCAUGAUCGUCAUUGGGCUCCUUGUCAUGCUAUUGUUGCAACACCAUUGCUGGUUGCAUUUGAACUACUCCUUUGUAUAUAUCUUGACAGCAUCAAUGUUCAUGGUUUUUCAGCUGUUAACUUGAAGAUUGUUUUUCUUCCCCUUUUGGCAUUUGAAGUAAUUAUUCUCAUAGACAACUUCAGGAUGUGUAGGGCUUUAAUGCCAGGAGAUGAAGAGAGCAUGAGCGAUGAAGCAAUAUGGGAAACUCUCCCUCACUUCUGGGUUGCUAUCUCCAUGGUUUUCUUCGUCGCUGCGACUACAUUCACCCUCCUAAAACUAUCAGGUGAUGUUGGUGCACUUGGUUGGUGGGAUUUAUUUAUAAAUUUCGGCAUUGCAGAGUGCUUUGCUUUUCUUGUUUGCACAAAGUGGAGUAAUCCAAUGAUACAUAGACAUUUUUCUGGUAGCGAAGCCAGUUCCUCUUCUACUGCAAUCAGAUACGCUGAUUGGAAUAGUGGUUUAGUCUUUUCUUCGGAAGAGGAUCAGGACCAAGAAAGAAUGUGUGGUCUGCAGGACAUUGGUGGACACAUUAUGAAAGUUCCACUAAUCUGUUUCCAGAUCCUGCUUUGUAUGCGCUUAGAGGGAACACCUUCUGGUGCUAGACAUAUCCCGAUUCCAGCUCUGUUCUCUCCUCUUUUCCUACUACAAGGAGCUGGAGUCUUAUUUGCAUUUUCUAAAUUGGUGGAGAAGAUUAUUCUUUUGCUGCGCAGUGAAUCUGGUACAGGGAGGUAUUUUAUUAUCUCCUCAAGGGCUCAUGAUUGCUUUGGCUUCUUGCACCACGGUUCUAGGCUGCUUGGUUGGUGGUCAAUUGAUGAAGGAAAUCGAGAGGAACAGGCUCGGCUUUACAAUGCUGGGGCCUCUGGGUAUAGCACUUUUUCUGGCUAUCCACCUGAAAUAGUGAAGAAAAUGCCUAAGAAAGAACUUGCUGAGGAGGUUUGGAGACUACAGGCUGCUCUUGGUGAGCAAGCAGAAAUCACAAAAUAUAGCCAGCAGGAGUUUGAAAGGCUCCAAAAUGAAAAGGUGUUAUGUAGGGUUUGCUUUGAAGGAGAAAUAAGUAUAGUCUUGCUUCCAUGUAGGCAUCGCGUUCUUUGCAGCACCUGCAGUGAAAAGUGUAAAAAGUGCCCCAUUUGCCGGGUCUCUGUUGAGGAGCGCUUGCCUGUAUAUGAUGUGUAAGCGUAUUUGUUCAGUUAUUCACUGUGGCCGAAGCACUAGGGAGGGUCUCAAUUGACCCAUAAUUUACAAGGAGGCUACUUUUUAUUCCAUACUAACUGGUACUUCCGCCCUGGAGGCCCUUUUUUUUUUGCUCCUCUUAUUAACAAAAGCUUGUAUUGGAAUGGUGAAGAAUGCUGGUGCUCUACUGGUGUUUAAGGGUUCUUUUUGUACAUACAUAACCAUACAGUUUUUUGUCAGAAGGGAAAGGAAAAAAGAUUGAAGGGAAGAAUAUCCUAGAAUUGUAAAAACAGUGUUCGUGUAAAUUGUAAUUGGUAAUAUACUUAUAAUGGUAUUACUGUUUCUUUCCCAA